Molecule: messenger RNA, 1621 nt
Organism: Hippocampus zosterae (dwarf seahorse)
Lineage: Eukaryota; Metazoa; Chordata; Actinopteri; Syngnathiformes; Syngnathidae
Gene: chchd3a
Product: coiled-coil-helix-coiled-coil-helix domain containing 3a
Exons: 11
Coding region: 155-1216 (353 amino acids)
Biological process (GO): inner mitochondrial membrane organization
Cellular component (GO): MICOS complex; mitochondrion
Source: RefSeq, a predicted model, not a curated record
AUUUUCUUUUUACGUCGACUCGGGGAAGCCGGAAGAACAGCGUGUGGGCCUCGGGUAACUCUGAACGCGCCUAAACUCUGCUAAAGCUCUACUUGACAUUAGUGUUUAUUAAUGAAUGUAGAUAGUUAAUCGAUUUUAGGCUUGCGGUGUGACAAUGGGAGCCAACAACAGUACCCGCCGCGUGUCAUUUGAGUCGGACGAGAACGAGAAUGUGACAGUUGUGAAGGGCAUCAGGCUCUCGGAGAAUGUCAUCAAUCGAAUGCGGGGACCUUCUAUGGCCCCUCAUCCACAACCUGUUACUCCUCCACCAUUUGAUCCCAUUCCCUCCUUUCCUCCUCCACCAGUUCCACCUCCCAAGGACACCAUAGCACCUCCUGCUCCACCUCCUCCUCCUCAACCCGAGCAGGUAGAAGCACCCACCGUCAUUGACGUGGUGCUGCCUUCCUCCUCCUUGCCCGCAAUUGUGCCUCCUGCUUUUGAGCCAACCUCUGCUCCUGCUCCUCCUCCCGCUAUUGAGCCGGUGGUGCAGUCAGAAUCUUCUCCUAUCAAUCCAGUACCCCCGUCACCACCUCCUCCUGUUUCACCAGCAAUUGAUGAAGAAGCCCUGAGGAAAAGGAUCAGUGCUGAGCUGUACGAAGGCUUAGAGAAGCAGAGGGUCAAGACGAAGCAAGACCUGCAGGCUUGGCUCGAGGCCGAGAAGUCCCGCGCCUCGGCCCAAGCUCGGGCCGAGGCCAAGCGUCACGCGGUGGACGAGGUGUCCCGCGUUCUUUCCGCCGAACGCGCCGCGGCCGAAGACGGCAUCCAGCAGGCCGCCAUCCGGGAACGCAUCGCCGCCGAGGAAGAGAAGCGGCGCGCUCAGCUCUACGAAAUUGAACUUAGGGCGAAGCAGCUGGAGGCGAAAGAGGCCGACCUGAACAAGCAGGAUGCCUUCUACAAGGAGCAAUUGGCUCGGAUGGAGGAGAGGAGCGCUCAGUUGUACAAGGUCACCACGGAAAACUACCGUCAAGCCGCUGACCAGGUGAACGCCAAGUUCAAGCGCUACGAGACGCACCCGGUCUGCGCCGACUUGCAGGGCCAGAUCCUCGCGUGCUACCGAGAAAACGCCGGGCAGACGCUCCACUGCUCCAACAUCGCAGCCAAGUACCUGCAGUGUGUCAACAACGCCAAACAGAAAAAAAAGCAGGCGGCCUCACGAACGGACGACAUACCAAGUUGAGGACCGGGGGUUAAGAAAGAACGGCAAUACCAACGGCGGCGCAGUCAAGUUUAUUGCGUGGGAUUACCGAUGAUCGACCGAGCGGCUAAAAAAAAAAAGGAGGAGAGGACUGAAAUCGGCACCGAAAUGCGCACCUGAAGUCAGAUCCCCGAGCCCAGUCGUGUAUCUCUCCCAUGGAAGUAGCGUGGCACAAGAGACACUCCCCCACCCCCACCCACCCACCUCACCUACCCCCGUUUGAGGCCUUAGAAGGACAAAGAUGAUCCUCCAGAAGCACCGAGUUGGAAGAUAGAAGCCAUACCUGGACUCCUCCAUCACAAAUUAUUAUUUUUUUUUGCAAACAGUCCAUGUUUGAUGUCGUAAUUCUAUGCACUACCUUGUACACGAUUAAACACGGUCACAUCU